AUGAUAAGCCAGUUUUUAAUCCUAAAUGUGAGGGGAGAUACAAUAAUAUUUAGGGAUUUUCGUCAGGAGAAAAGUUUAAGUGAAAACCUUGCUAAAAUCCAAGAUGUGUUUUAUAAAAAAAUCAAGCAGGGUAACAACGAGGAGCCCACAACUAUUUACUUUGAGGAACAAAUUUAUAUAUAUCUACGCCAAAGUGGGCUUUUCUUUGUGUUAACUAGCUAUUAUGAUGUGAGUCCAACAUACAUUAUUGAACUUUUAUAUAGAAUAAUAAAGCUAGUCAGGGAUUUCUGUGGGACAGUUAAUGAGGAUUCAAUAAGGCGAAAUUUCAUUCUUGUUUAUGAAUUAAUUGACGAAAUCAUUGACUUUGGAUACCCCCAAAUAGUUAACACUAACCAACUUAAAUAUUGUGUAUACAACGAAACAAAAGUAUUAAGCAGUGAGAAUUUCAAUAGGAGGAAUGAUAUAUUUGGUACAAAUCAAAUACUUGGAUUAACUAAUACUGUAUCUGGAGGUUUAUCUAUGCUUCCAAUUGGGAUCCUUCCAACUUCAAGUGGCAAAGGUAUACAAAACCAUGGUAAUUCUUUAAAUAGUACAAGCAAUUUCAAUGGUCCGAAGACUAUUUCUAGCAAUGCUUCUCAGAGGCCAAUUAAUCCAAUGAGUACUGUUUCCAAUAAUUCUGCAGAAAGUAAGGUAAUGACUUUUCUUGGAAAUGCAGCUCCAUGUUUUGAUAGAAAUAAUGAAGUUUUUGUAGAUAUAUUUGAAAGAAUUAGUUUGGUCUUAAACCAUUUGGGUGAAAUUUCUCGUUUCAAUAUUGAAGGAGGAAUUCUAAUGAAAAGCUAUCUUAUAGGCCAACCAGAGCUUACUUUAGGGUUCUCUAAUAAUAUCAUUUUGAAAGAAGACGACGAAUUAAAUUUUUCAGAACCUAGUAACCUCCUUAAAGAUGGUUCAAGUACUAUAAUUGAUGAUUGUAAUUUCCAUGAAAGUGUUAAUGUAAAUGAGUUUCUAAACGACAAAGUUCUCACAUUAAAACCCCCAGAAGGGGAAAUUAUUGUAAUGAACUAUAGAAUCUCAAAAGGUGCAUUAAAAGUACCUUUUAAGUUUACAACUUUGAUUGAGGUUUCCGGUGAUGCUAAGAGAAUCUCUUCCAAAUUUGAUUUUGUCAUUAAACUCAAGGUUGAUAUACCUGAGACAUCUUUCGCUACAAACCUUACUAUGGUAUGUCCAUUACCAGAAAAAACCAAUACAGUUUCUUUAGAAACUAUUCAUCCUCUCGUACCAAUCCAGCAAUCUUCUCAAUAUGAUGAUAAAUGCCAGAGGAUUAUUUGGAAAAUUAAGAAGAUUCAUGGUGGUACGGAAGUUGCUCUAAAGUCAAAAUUAUCCUUUUCUUUUGAAACUGACUCAAUUUCUAUAAGAAAAAUAGUUGGUCCUCUUUUCCUGAACUUUGAGAUUCCGAUGUUUAACCUUUCUAACAUACAAGUCAAGUAUCUUAAAAUUUCAGAAAAAAAUGGUCAACAAAAUAACUAUAGGUGGGUAAGAUAUGUUACUCAGUCUAAUUCAUAUAUUUAUAGGCUAUUUUAG
Messenger RNA from Cryptosporidium ubiquitum, 1578 nucleotides. RefSeq names its product clathrin coat assembly protein AP50. Gene Ontology annotation, cellular component: clathrin adaptor complex; cytoplasmic vesicle; trans-Golgi network. The transcript has a single exon. Lineage: Eukaryota; Apicomplexa; Conoidasida; Eucoccidiorida; Cryptosporidiidae. The coding region runs from base 1 to 1578 and encodes 525 amino acids. The record is from RefSeq and is a predicted model, not a curated record. Gene Ontology annotation, biological process: protein targeting; Golgi to lysosome transport.